Iphiclides podalirius (scarce swallowtail) is the source of this 216-nucleotide messenger RNA. Lineage: Eukaryota; Metazoa; Arthropoda; Insecta; Lepidoptera; Papilionidae. The record is from the annotation of a GenBank genome assembly.
AUGGACAAGAUAUCUUCACUGGUGAAAAGGGGCGAAGGAAGACCUCGUUUUGAAUGCAGUAGUUGCUACGGCAGAACCGUCAAGCCCGCCCCCAAUUACGUUUAUCAUGUGACACAGUUCAAGAACAUGUGGAGCGCAUCCCACGAUCCCAAUCGCGGCGCGGCGACGUACAUAAUGGCAUUUAAUACAGCUGUGGCCGCGCAGACAUUCCGCAUA